CGAUAACUUUUGACAGAUUAGCAACCACUAGGUUAAAUUCUUCACCAUUUUUGUCCCGCACUGAGUUUGUGCGUUUUGUCUUGUCCUUAAAUUUCAACGAAGUCCCUACACACUUCAAGAUGGGUAGGGAGGACAAGGCAACCUGGAAGUCCAACUACUUCAUCAGGAUCAUCCAACUUCUAGACGAGUACCCAAAAUGUUUCCUUGUGGGUGCAGACAACGUAGGCUCAACGCAGAUGCAGCAGAUCCGUAUUUCUCUGCGUGGGCACAGCAUUGUGUUGAUGGGAAAGAACACCAUGAUGCGCAAGGCCAUCAAGGACCAUCUGGAGACCAACCCGGCUCUUGAGAAGCUGCUGCCCCACAUCAAGGGCAAUGUCGGCUUCGUCUUCACCCGUGGUGACCUUGUCGAGGUCCGUGACAAGCUUCUGGAGAACAAGGUGCGCGCGCCGGCCCGUCCUGGAGCCAUCGCGCCGCUUGCCGUCGUCAUCCCGGCACACAACACCGGUCUUGGUCCCGAGAAGACCUCCUUCUUCCAGGCUCUGUCCAUCCCCACCAAGAUUUCCAAGGGUACCAUUGAAAUCAUCAACGAUGUCCACAUCUUGAAGCCCGGCGACAAGGUGGGAGCCUCCGAAGCCACUCUCCUCAACAUGUUGAACAUCUCUCCCUUCUCGUACGGUCUUGUCGUCAAGCAGGUGUACGACUCUGGCACCAUCUUCGCGCCGGCCAUCCUCGACAUCAAGCCGGAAGACCUUCGCGCCAAGUUCAUGGAGGGCGUGGCCAACGUGGCGGCCGCUUCGUUAGCGAUGGGCUACCCCACGCUGGCGUCGGCGCCGCACUCCAUCGCCAACGGAUUCAAGAACCUGCUGGCCCUCGCCGCCGUCACCGAGGUUGAGUUCAAGGAGGCGACCACCAUCAAGGAGUUCAUCAAGGACCCAUCCAAGUUCGCCGCAGCGGCCGCGCCCGUCGCCGCCGCUGCCGCCGCUCCGGCCGCCGCCAAGCAAGAGGAAAAGAAGGAGGAAAAAGAGGAAUCGGAGAGCGACGACGACAUGGGCUUCGGUCUCUUCGACUAAGCUGUGUCCUGAGAACACUCGCCUCUUCCCUCAAUUCUGCUACCUUACACUCCAAAUGGCUUUUCCAUGGCUUCGUUUUUUCGAUCCAUUG
Ostrinia nubilalis (European corn borer) is the source of this 1161-nucleotide messenger RNA. RefSeq names its product large ribosomal subunit protein uL10 (gene RpLP0). Gene Ontology annotation, biological process: cytoplasmic translation; ribosomal large subunit assembly; ribosome biogenesis. The record is from RefSeq and is a predicted model, not a curated record. Gene Ontology annotation, molecular function: large ribosomal subunit rRNA binding; structural constituent of ribosome. Gene Ontology annotation, cellular component: cytosolic large ribosomal subunit. The coding region runs from base 120 to 1070 and encodes 316 amino acids. Lineage: Eukaryota; Metazoa; Arthropoda; Insecta; Lepidoptera; Crambidae. The transcript has 7 exons.